AUGAGCGUCACAUUCGAAGUAUUCCGCGGUUCCAAGGAGGGAAAGAUUGUUGGCGAUACUACAACCCGCACCUUGGGCCACAAUGAAGUCUACAUCGAGACCACACACUCUGGUCUCUGUGGCACAGAUGAGCACUACCUGAAGUCCGGUAUGGUCCUCGGUCAUGAGGGUGUGGGUGUUGUGCGCCAGAUUGGCCCAGAUGUCAAGAACGUCAAGGCUGGAGAUCGUGUUGGAUUCGGAUACACCCACUACGUCUGUGGAACCUGCGAGAAGUGCUUGACUGGAUGGGACCAGUACUGUGAGAACAAGAAGGAAUACGGUUCCCAUGACCAUGAUCUUGGAUCCUUCAGCGGUGGUGUUGUCUGGGAUGCUGGUUGCGUCGUCCCCAUCCCCGAUGGAUACGAUUCCGCAGAUGCCGCCCCUCUGAUGUGCGCUGGCGCAACGGUCUGGACCUGUCUGACUGAAUAUGGCGUCCGCUCCACUGACCGCGUGGGUGUGAUGGGUGUUGGUGGCCUCGGUCACUUGGCAAUCAAGCUUGCCUCUGCCAUGGGAUGCCACGUCGUCGUGUUCUCCAGCUCCGAAUCCAAGCGAGAAGAGGCCAUGAGCUUUGGUGCUUCCGAGUACCAUGUUUUCCGCACCGGCGAGGAACUGAAAGACUGCCUGCCAGUAAACCACCUCCUGCUCUGCGGUAGUGCCAAUGUCGACUAUCCCUCUCUCAUUCCUUUGAUGGAUAUCCAUGGAUCUAUUUAUCCAUUGACCGUUGACUUUGCUCCCUCACCCGUUCCGCUUCUGUUCAUGAACGUCAAGGGUAUUCGAAUCCAAGGAUCUUUGGUGGCUUCUCGGCACAGCUUGCGCUCGUUGGUACAAUUUGCAGCGGACAAGAAGAUUGUGCCCACUACAAUGACAUUCCCAUUGAACCAAGAGGGAGUGGAAGAGGCAAUGCAAACCCUUCGUGAUGGCAACAUGCGAUACCGAGGCGUUCUUGUGCGUUAA
This is a messenger RNA of Penicillium verhagenii, 993 nucleotides long. RefSeq names its product NAD(P)-dependent alcohol dehydrogenase. Gene Ontology annotation, biological process: alcohol metabolic process. The transcript has 3 exons. Lineage: Eukaryota; Fungi; Ascomycota; Eurotiomycetes; Eurotiales; Aspergillaceae. Gene Ontology annotation, molecular function: alcohol dehydrogenase (NADP+) activity; zinc ion binding. Bases 1 to 993 code for a protein of 330 amino acids. The record is from RefSeq and is a predicted model, not a curated record.